UAUUGAGGUUAAAUGUUUUAAUAUGUUGCUGCAAAUUCCUUUUCAUGCGCAGCAAAUGCGGCGAAAGCGGUUUUGAAAAAUUUGAAUCACGUGAUAUUUUGCUGCUGCUGCGUGCUGCGUAUGAAAAGGCACCUUAAGAUGUGGCAAAAUGUAUUUUGCGCCGGAAGUGCGUUAUCUACGUAACAUUUUUAACCAAUAGUAAUGAAUUGCUGCGACUGCACACUGCGCAUGAAAUGGCACCUUUAAACUCGUUCCGUCCGAAAACGGAUAUAUAAAUGAAUAUUUUUGGCAGAAAACGGAAAACAGAUGACAGACGCGAUGACUGCCUAUAUUUGGAACAUCCUGUACUCGAGUGUUUUACACAUGGCCGCCACGCUUGACGGCCCUGACGCCACGCGUCGUACGUCACGUAUGUGUGAUGACUGAUGAUACACACGACGCCGAAUACCGAUUACACGGGAUUAAUCACGAUGAAUGACAGAAGUCGCAAUUAGCGAGACAGAAGAAGCGAGAAGCAUGGGAUGCAUGGGAUCACGAUUCUCUCUCUCUCUUCCCAUGAUGGGUAAUUGUAUCAGAAGCGUGCUGAGGAGGCUGCAAAGGAACCGCGCUGCGGAAAAGACCAUUGUCCUGCUCAUUGUGGGACUGGACAAUGCCGGGAAGUCCAUGAUACUGAAUCAUAUUAAUAACGAUCCGGAUCAGAAUGUGUUGCCCACGAUAGGAUUCCGGACGGUAUCCCUAAAGCACAAGUCGUACUCCGUGAAGAUAUAUGAUCUUGGAGGCAGCUCCCAGAUUAGAGCAUUGUGGCCUAAAUAUUAUAAUGAUAUACAUGGUCUUAUAUACGUGGUGGAUGCUAGCGAUAUUUCCCGUCUUGCAGAAAAUAAAGUCGUAUUUAACGAAUUAAUUACACACGAGCAUAUCUCGACGAAACCAAUAUUGUUACUCGCCAACAAGCAAGAUCUGAAUGGAGCUAUCGACGAGCUGGAUAUAGUUGAAAACCUGGAUGUAGAACGUGCUGCCAAUGCUAUGAAAUGUCCGACCAGAGUGGAAACAUGUUCCUGUAUUUAUGACAAGGAACAAUCUAAGAGUAGCAUUGUGGGCAUAAAGGAUGGAUAUAGGUGGCUAUUGGAUACCAUAGUGAAGAAUUACGCUGUUCUGAACAGCAGGGUCAAACAGUUGCAAAACUACCAAUAUAAGAGUAUCCAACGGGAACAGUCUGUCGCGUCAAAUACACCAUCGAAAGUGUCUAUACAUUCCAAUCCCUUUAAACCUAUUAAAGAUCUCUUAGCAACAAAGGAUGAAGCUUUAAUAAGUGAAUCAUGUAACGGUACCAAUGAAGGGAGAAGCAUCAUAAAAGUUUUCGCACGGAGAAAUAAGACUGCUCCUCUUCCAGUUGAACAAUUAACUAUUGAAUGCGAAAGUCUCUCACGAAAUCUUACACCUAGUGUAGAAAUUCUCGCUGGAGAGAAAAGUACACAAACUACGACUACAAUACUAGAGCCAUUGAAUCUGAAUAUUAAUCAUAGCGAAAGUUAUGCAAGUAUAAAACUAAUCCGUCCGUAUACAGCGCCAGAAAGAUCGCGAUUAUCGAAUGAUAUGACGAUAAUUAAUAUUCCUGGUCAAGUGCCUCAAUAACAGCAUCUGUAAAUUUUGUACUUAGAUUAAAGAGGGGACCAUAUGUAUAUAUA
Wasmannia auropunctata (little fire ant) is the source of this 1685-nucleotide messenger RNA. Its product is annotated as ADP-ribosylation factor-like protein 13B. The transcript is spliced from 8 exons. The coding region runs from base 475 to 1632 and encodes 385 amino acids. Gene Ontology annotation, biological process: receptor localization to non-motile cilium; non-motile cilium assembly. Lineage: Eukaryota; Metazoa; Arthropoda; Insecta; Hymenoptera; Formicidae. Gene Ontology annotation, molecular function: GTPase activity; GTP binding. The record is from RefSeq and is a predicted model, not a curated record. Gene Ontology annotation, cellular component: non-motile cilium; ciliary membrane.